CAACAACCUCUUAUGAUUCAUACGUCUUGCAGGCAGCUGCUGGCAGCACUCUAACAACUCUACUCCGUCAUUAGUUAAGUGCAGUACUACAGAAGUUUGUGAACGCAAGAUGGUCCUGCUCCUGCGCUCGGAGCUUCGGCUUCAUUCGGUUCGUUCUACUUUGCCUCCGAAGGCUUGACUAGGCCGUGGCUUCUGCCCGUCUUCUACCCCGCCGUGUCAUGUAUAACAACUCCAGCCAGUUUCAGUAUGGGGGGUCCUCCUCCUCGACCGCCACGUUUGGCGGAGGGCAGCAGCCUAUUAUGAGGAAGAUAAUCUCCCCACUCCAUCCUCCAAGGGAAACUUUGCCAUGCCGACUUCCUUGUUGUGGCCACAAAUGAUCGGCCUUGUCUUGCACAUAAGUAUAUGGAAACCAAGAGCUGCAGGCAGCAUUCUGAAGGCCAUCUGUAAUGGUACGUCUUUCAAACCCACCAUGGAUAUUGGAUUUGUCAAACUUCUCGAUGCGUAUGCAGCAAUUACUGGUGCACAAUCAAUAGAAGCGCAGUUCUGCGAUCCCUCAAUGGUGCAGCCAAUUGCUAAUUUCUAUUUUGAUUUGUGUACGCCAAUCUCGAGGGCGUCGCAAAAUUCUGAUUAUUUUAUGCCCAGCACUAGAACGAAGUAGAAAAUGUGAGGAAAGUUAAGGGAGAUUUAUUUUCUUCGUUUUGAUACCACCCUCCUUCGCGGGGAGCACGCCCGGGUUCGGUGGACCUGGAGCCGGAUUUGGCAGCACCGCCACGCAGCCCAGUCCACGGAUGAACCUCGGUGGGUCCGGUACCGGCCCCCCCGGGGGGUUCGGCAUGCAGCAAGGGGGUCAGACACCGGCUUUCGGCGCGGGAAACAAUCCACCUGGUGGAGGUGACAACCAGCAGACCACUGGAUCAAAAGCGGCUGAUCUUGCAGUAAUAAACAUGCUGCGCUGGUGGAUACCAUCACAUUUUCGGUUUGAUCCACUAUCAUCUCGUGCAUGCCUCACAAUUUCAGCGUUAAUAUUUGUACACUUAAUGUGCGAGGUCAAUGGGUGAAGGGUAAAACCAAAAUAAAAUUUCUGCGUUUCAAAAUUUCACCACAGAACAGCACGAAAGCCGCCCUAGGGGGUCUCGUGAGCCGCGUAACGCGAUCCAGCAAGAAGGAAGAAGACCCGCGCUCAACGCAGCAAUUGCCGGGCCUCGGAACCAUGGACGGUGGACAGGGGAACAACAAUCCAAAUGGCGACACUGCCAUGUCAGCCUCGUAUCCACCUCCACGAAAUGGGGGUCGCAAUUCCUCUGCGCCGUACCCUGGAGCGGGGAUGUUCUCUCGCGUCGGAGGCGCGAAGAAGGCGACGCGCAGUGCCGGUGGGGACCGAACCGUGGUUACGAGAUGUCGCAAUCCAACACUGGAGCAAAGUCCGAUUACCAAAAACGAAGAGCAAGUUAUGUCCAUGAUACCCCUGCAUCCUUUUCUGCUCCGCGUCCGCGCCCUGGCAGGCAGCGAAGGCUUCCUCUCACGUAUGGAAUACAAAUUUCCCAUUCCCAUGCGUGCGCUCCUUGCGCGUACAGGUGAGUACAGCUACAACAUGCAUGACGAUACAAAAUUAGAACUGUGAAUGUGAUGUUUUUGCCACUGACUGCCACUCGUCCAAAACCUACUACGUAGUCUUAGUCAGGAGCGCCAGAUGAAUUCUUACAAUGAUUCCCAUGCGAGUAUGGUUUUGAUGGUCUGAAAGUUUAAUUGUUGUGCAUGGUUCAUCCCAACUGUACCUGUACGCCGCGUUUACUGUGGAUAGUGCGCUGGCUUGCGCUGCACCACCACGCCUUCACGACAAAUCCGCUGGUGUUGCACGAAGACUGGCACUACGACCACUUUGUCCGCGCACUGUUGAAUGCAGACGACGGACUCUUUCGCAGUCGAGCGAACUUGCGGGAGCACGAACCGUGGAACUACUGGCGCCUCUUGCUGCAGCUAAUGCGCGAGAAAAUCGCCCUGGCCAAAAAGUGCCAGCAAAUAUCCGAGUUUCCACAAGUAGGAGGCGACAGUAGCGCAGGACCGAUCGUCAUUGCGAGACAGCAGCAGGCUUAUGGUAUCAGACAACUCCGGCUGUCAAGAAUCUUUUGUAGUCGUAUUUUCGUUCAUUUUUACAUCUGAUGUGGUUGCACCAAGAGCAAUGACUUUGCAUUUGGAAGGACGAGCACUUCUUUACAGUUCUUGCCUCCAUUGCGGAUCAUCAAAUCACCUGAAGAUGAAAGUCUCUAUUUUUUCCAGGAGCGACGCAGCCCCAAUCCGGAAACGCGCUGGAAGACAUGUACCAAAAAAUCGUUGCCCGCAAGCGCGUAUCCACUGCAACUAAGUUUGGGCCGGGAUGAAGGAAACUUGUAGCGCUAGACAGUGUCUCCAUGAGGAAAGAACUCCACUAACUACCAAAGAAAAUAGCUGCAUGACAGGAACAAGGGUGACGCUUUUGGAUGCCAAUCUAUGUAGGUGCUGACGCUGAUCCGCUCCAUGCACAGCAGAGUUUGGCUUCACUUACAACGCGUUGCAAGGGUAUGAUAUUACACAGGCUGGCGCUCCUCCUCCUCCGGGAGACGACCCAGACAUACUUGCAGCCCAUAGCGUGGCACGCUGCCCACCUGGCAGCAGUACUACGCGGAGCUGGAGCAGCUGAUUCAGUUUUGCGACUUUGAGGUGGUUAUCAAAUGCAAAAAUGUCUGGGUCUAGAAACUUGUGAUGCUAAAAUGUGCAAGAGGAAGUCACUUCCUUAUGCAGGAAAACAUGACAAGAUUGCAGCACGCCUUCUCAUACGAACUCCACAUGAGAAACUGCAUUUUUGUAUGAAAUAAGGGGCCACCACUGUUUUUGGUCAUGCAAUACAGAUUUCACAGGAAUGCAAGACCAGCAUUACACGUUCCAACUUUCCAGACCCAGACAUUUUUGCAAUCCAUAGUGGUUUCCAGCAGGCAAACCAUGCCAGUGUUUCUGAACUCACACGAGCGGUCCCUGUUCAAGCGGAUGAACAACUUCCGGGCGGAAAGGAUGCAGUUGAAAGCCGACCACAUGUACUCGUUGAAGAUCUGCUUGGAAACGGUCACCUUUACCUCUUUUCAGCACGGCUUGGGCAUUCGCGAGAAGAACGCGAAGGAGAUCCUGACGACCUUGUAUUCCGAGGAGGACCGGCUCACCGCACGACUCCUGUACCAAUACGACGAGUACCGCCGCCGCGAAGAAGGAGAUCCGAUAGAGAUUCUCGACGGCCGGUUCGACGCCUUAGUGGCCUUUAUCGCAAGAAAAAUGUGCAGGAGCUACUAGCGUCGUACUUCUAGUACACUUAGUUAAACGUUGGCAACAGGUGGUGCUAGUGCAACUUCUGCCAUGAUGACCGAAAUACAGCGUCGAAGUCUCGUCUCGUGCGUGUUUUCACUUGUUGAGAUCUCCACACUAUCAAUCUUUAAGCACAAGCUUUUUUGUCCUGCAGGGCAGACUUGUGUUGCCGUCGAGAAGUGUUGUUGAGCGACGAUGUAUGAUGAACUACUGUAGCGUUUUUUUUUUCCUGGAUGGCGUACGGCAAAACUUUACUGGAAAGCCUGAAACAGGCACAGGCGCAACAGCCUCAAUCCAAUGCGCUCGGACCAGGCGACGCCGCGGACGACGCGGAGCUGAAGAAAAAGGAUGCGCUGGAGCGCCGGUGGGCAUUGCACGUACAGGAAAGGAAAAAAUUUCGCAGCAUUCGCACGGAGGUGGAGCGUAUGCAUUGCAAAGAUGUCUGGCUGUAGAAGAUUGCAACACGUCGCAUGCUUGAGGUUGAGCUUGUCUGACAUAUUAAUGAGCGGUCUGAGCUAUGCCUAUGUCUAAUAUGACUAUUUGAGCCAUAGGCUCGCGAAGUCCUCUUGCCUGUGAUCAUGCAAACACGGAGCUGACCACGCGGAAUCGGUGGGACUAACUCACGGCCCUUCAUAAAAAAACUGUCGACAGGUUUGCCUGUGUAUCGCUAAUCUUGCAGUGCUGUUAUCAUUGUCAUUCACUGAAUUCACUUGCAUAUACAACUUGGACUUUCCAGACAGACAUCUGCUCCAUGCAUAAAACGAGAACGCAGCGCGGUGUCUGACGCACUGUACAAAACGUGGCAACAGCUGCGCACGUUGCGCAAAACGCAGAAUUUUGUCAGCACGCCCGUGAAGUUGGAAGCGCAGGUGGUUUCGCACAAUGCGGAGGAGGAUAUGGGAGUCUACUCAAGCGUUACGUUGACUGUUCCUGUUACGUGAGUUUGUUACACCGGAAUAGCAACUACAGUGAAGGGUGGAAGGUUGCUGUGCGUCCUCUUGCGUUACAGAGAAGUACUUAAAUGACUUGUCACGCGAAGUAGAGGUAGACUUUGAUGCGUGACAAAGCAACAUGCAACAGCACUCAACGUAACGCUUGAGAGCCCCAUAGAGGACCAGAAACGCGUGGAGCAGUACCUGCAGGCGGAGCUCGAAGAGCUGGAAUUCCUCGCGCAGCAGGAGCAGCAGCCAUUUGACCCGAGCCAGGCGGAACAGCAGCUCCGCGAGUGGUACGCAACGAACUGGCGUCCGCCCGGGGCGGACACGUACCGCUUUGAGCUCUCCUGGAGGAGAGAACGCGUCACAAACAUGGACGAGCUCCGCCCGAUCUCCCUGCAGGAGUUCGAGCGUCGACGCCGGCUGCAAAGUGGGGUACUGAAGGUCGAGAUCACAUGCGUGGUUAUGCAGUGCAAAAGUUUCGGCAUCGCAGUAGUUAUACAUCAUGGCUGCAUUUUUACAAAUUUUCACAAGCACAAAAGCAAAAGCACAAUGAUCAUGCUACAUCUUAUAGAAAGGUAGAUCUGCGAUGCAUUUGCAUGAUGUUGAUAUAUGACUGUAAUUACAACGAGUGCGGUACUUUUGCACAGGAUAGUGGUCAACGGAGAGCAAGUCGGGACAUCCGGCGCGAUGCCAGUGCAGUGGGACUCCUGGAGCACCAGCGCGAACCUUAGUACUUAUCUACAAAAAACAGCGCAGAUGAAGUUUGGAUAUUGCGCGACGUACAUCCUCCAUGAUGAUCAAGAUCAUGAUGGAUCACGAUGUUGCACGCAACUCUCCGCGAAAUAAUGGGCUAUUUAGAUUCGUCGCACCUCGCAGCAUCGUAGGUAUCCAUUGAUUCCGCUCACUUCAUUCCAGGUAACAUCUUAGACCAGGACCUCGGGGCGGUCGCAGAUCUCGCCCGCGCCGCCUGCCCCUACACGUUUGAUCUGUGCGUGCACACGAUGCCGCGCACCAUCGAGCUGCAAGUGUGGGUCGGAGUGCCCCGCGCGCUGGGAAUCUUCUCGCAUGGUAGAAUACGGAAGUGGACGAAAAUUGGUGGCGUGCAGAUCGCCAUUCCAGCGGCGGAAGGCACCCGGGUGACGCACACUCCGAUCAUUCGGCAGAAGCUGGUUUUUGGCUCCGACGGCGCGAUUACGGCCGCCGGGACCCGUUCCUCGACUUCCACCCAGACCUACGUCGAGGGGACCUCGGCAAGCACCCCGCGCUCGCACCAGCGGGAAUCGCAAACCAGGCAGGAACUGCAGUCUGCCAUGGAGGACACAAGCACCACCACCGGCGUAAUAAAGGUGCGCACGUUCUGGCCCGUGCCGCUCAACCAGAUGAAGGACGGGGCCUUGCCGCCACAGCCCCUGGCAGAUUCGACGGCCAUGGAAAGUCUGCACCGCGCGUUUGAAGAAGGAACCCACUUGCCCUUUUUUUCGCGGUUUUCCAAACAAGGCGGCAAGGACCCUCGGAGUAAGUAUUUUUUACUAACUUCCUUUCCUCCAAGGACCCAUUUUUUCAUGAUGCAGGCUUUGUAAUAUCUCCUGAGUCGUGUGCAGUUGGGUGUGCACCCAACCUUGAAUUGUCGCUUGGUUCUUUUGCCCGCCAACGAGGCAUGAAAACUACAGACUCUCAAAACGCGGAUGCAUUUGGCGGCGGAGGUUCCAGUCUGCUGGUCUCGCGAACGCAGCAACUUCUCGAGGACCUCCGGUUCGAUCCAAACCACCCUAUCCUACAAAAAAGAACGCCCAUAGUAGAUUUUUUGGGCAGUUUUUCACGUACAAGACAAGACUAAAACAAAAAUGCUGGUGCUCUUGUCUGUUCUUCUGCUUCACAAAUAUUCGAACGGUGUCUCCAGUUGUAAGUACCCUUUCAUCCGGGAGUUACAAAUACAAAUACAAUCUCCAAUCCGCAUGACAGGCUUGUUUUCUGCCUGUUGCGGAUCAGCAUCUUCACAACUACGCCAUGAACGCAGCAUAUGGAUAAGGAUAUGCAAAUUCAGUCUUUAUCUGGUAUGCGUAUGGGUGCGCUUUUCGGUAUGAUCCACCCCAUGGUACAGCAAAGCCGCGACGAGCUUGACGUGUUGCUGCACAAAUCCGAAGCCACCGCUUUUGACCCGGCAUUGAAGUCGCUGUAUUGCAACCUGAAAUUCGUCAACUGGGGCAACGUGAAGCAGUCUCGCCGGUUUCACAAGUUGGCCUUCCGGGCCCAGAAGCACUCGGCGGGCGGGGAGCAGAUUGCCGCCACAGACAAGGAGGUGCGCAUGCAACAGAUCUCCGCGAACGCGCGCGCUAUUCUCACGGGCGAGGACACAAGCACGGCGCAGGACGGCACGGCGGUCGCAGUCAAACUCCCGCCCAAGCCCAAAGACUUGACACCGAGGAAAAGUACGACUUUUGCAGAAGAUGUUGAAAAAUAUUGCAGUUUAUCUUUUUUGAUCUGACCUUAAGUAGCAGGACAACUACAUUAUACAAGGAGCGCACUUCGACUUAUUACUAGAUCUUAUCUUUCCGCCACCGACGCUUAAGAAUUCGUUGCGAACUAUCCAACCACAGGCGAUGCUCCGCCUGCGGACCCCUUCGGAACAACCCAGGCGGCGGAGCCGCCUUCGCAGGACGAGGCGGAAGAGACCGCGGUAGAGGAUUUCAUCGCCGCGAUCCAAGCGCGAACUCGCAUGGUGUCUUCGGUAAAGCGGAAGUACUCCGUGAAAACGGUCGUUCGCGAAUACGGGCAGGACGCUGAGGAGAUCGACUGGGCCGCACUGUGGCAGAAACUGAGCUCGCUCCUGAAGCCGCGGCGUCCGCUGAAGCCGGCCAUGCAGCAGCGGCUGCACGACCCCAGCUCCAAGCGCGCGGGCAUCCACAUCAACGUGGCCAAGCUGUACAACGUGCCGCUGAGGAUACCCUCCGCGCUGGAGCGCAACCAGAGGGGCCUCACGGUGUCCGAGGUCGUCGUGGAACUUGCCUUCGAAAACAUGGACAAAAUGGAGCUGAAAACAGACACCGGGUACCGCAUACCGGGCUUGAACCCAGACAUCAACCAGCACCGCGUCUUCCCGCUGGCCAGUGGGCUCAACCCAAACGUAUCUUUGUCCGGUGACGCCCUCAACGCGUUCACGAACGCCCUGCAUUUCAACGUUUUCGACGAGACGGAGAUCUAUUCCCUGAAAAUUAAAUAACCAUCUCCAUCCAAUUUGUCAUGCAAAAAAGUCUUGUCUGUGUUUGUCAUGCAAAAGUGGAUGGGGAUGGAUGCUUAAUUUUCAGGGAAUAAGAUCAGCAUACAAACCGGAGCGGGGGGCACGGCGAGCCUGUCCAUGAGCGGGUCGAGCAACAACUAUGGCAAUCAGGGCGGUGCGGUCAUCACCAAGCGAGAGAGGCGCUAUUUGGGGACGUUUGCGCUCCCUUGGCCCACGGUGUUGGCAAACAACUGCAAAAUAGAAGGUCGCUUUCGCGUCGACGCGCCGGUAGGAAUCAUCGGCUACCAGAAACCGCCCUCUGCUGCCGCACAGCAGCGCAUGGCACAAGGAAUGCCACCAGAUCCAACCCAAGGUUUAUCAUACGCUUUAUUUGAUGCUUAUGCAUUACUUACUUUGGUUGUGGUUCAUUGAAAAAUCCUAUUUUGACAUUACGCCGCAAACCCACUGGAGAACGUUCUGCUGGGACAAACUGCAGAUAAAGGAUUGACGCAUGGAAAGUCGAAGCAUAAGCAAACAGAUAAGAUACUAUAAAUAUUUCUGUAAGUAUACGCUCGUGGAUAACGUCAUUCACGAGCGCAAUGCUCACGAGGAAGCGCUAGCGCCGUCAAUGUAAAAACUAAAAAAAAAACAGGCGAAGAGAAUGAGGAGCCCAUGCUCCUGUUUGCCAGUGUGACGCUCGACCGCGUGCUGACGGAGCCCGAGAGCGGCAAUGCGCCGAUCAUUCCCGGAAAAGAAUCCCGAGCCAUAUUGAACCACGUGCACCAGUGGAUGGCAUCCCUAGGCUCCGAUCGCAUCGUGAAGGAGAACCUGGCCCAAGCUCUCGGCACGGACAUCGAGGGCCGGUCGCGGCUGGUGACGCGGUUCAUCACGCCCCAAGCGCCACCCGAGGACAUCGUGGCAGACAUGAUGGACCCCUUUGCCAUCGAAAAAUGCGCUCGCUUCGUCUCCCUGAUCACUUUCAUGACGGACGGGCAGAUGUUCGAAGGCCGGGCUGUGGAUCUCUGGUGCACCUCCAAAACUUUUCUGGACAUCUCGUGUGGGGACUACGAGGAGCACGCCAUACUCUUGUGCAACUACUUCAACUACAUCGACGCGAAGCGGGGGGAAGUAUUAAUAGGAGGGAUUUUCUUGUUCGACGUUUUCAAAAUGGUUUUCCUGUUUUUGCUCACUGUUUUGUCAAAAAGUUUGCUGUUCUGUUCUCGAUGAAUGUCGCGUUGCAAUUGGUUCACCGACGUGGUGGAAUCGUAAGAAGUUGCAAGAACAUCUCCUACAGCGCGCCUUCUAUCACACAACCUUCAGGUGGACCCUGGGCACCAAGUAAAAAGCUUUUGUGUGGCAGUGGAUGCGAUUCCUGACGGGGACGGCAUGUAUGUGAUGCGCCAGGACCAGUUGAGCGGCAACACCGAGUUCUGGGACCCAAUCACCAACCGUUGCUACUUUGUGCCGCGCCGGGGCGAGACCUACUACAAUGCCGUACCUGCCGACCCAGACCAAGCAGGACCGGUAGGGGCGAUCACGGGGUGCGUAAAGCGUAUCAAGGUGGACAUCUCUACUCCACCCACCCUUGCUUCAGCUUCAUCCCCUCGAAUAUUUAAUGGGUAGAGUUUAAUACGGCGCAAGGCCAAGAGCGAGCAACAGAGACAACAUCAGAGGACACGUAGAUCAACCUUAUGUGUUGACAGACCAAAGCACGACAUUGGUGUGGAUCACAGUACUGUGCGAAGUCUUGUAAAUGCGAUUUCCUCUCACGCAAGGUCGUAUUGCUGAAAAGCGCUAGAAAAAUGCUGGAAGUUUUGCGUUUAUGUGUGCGGAAAAAUAGUUGGGCGAGGGGGACUGUCCACUAUCAUAAAACGCCUACGCGAGCGACACGAAGCCGCGAAGAAGGGUAUUGAAAAAGAUAUUUCAUUCAUGAUCAAGGACGCUGUGACAGUGAGUUGGAACAGUCUGAAUCCAAUGCGAAAUAACCAAAUUAAUAACAAGAAACCUUGUCAUAUUCCGAAAAUUUUUGAAAUCCUGUGCUGCCUAUCAUCUCAGGUCGAUUUACUGGAUCUGCCAUAGCGGGACCAUCACCGUACGCCCUCACCUGCCCGAUUCAGAAAGUAAAUGUCGUCUUCUCCGCGGAAAAUGUUUGGUACAACACGCUGCGACACCGGGCAGAAUGUACAACUCACGUGCUUCGUUAUUCUUCUAGUAGUACUAACUAUCUAUGUUGCCCACCCUUGAUGUUUCAAGAGUCGCUCGUUGCUUGAUGAAAAGAUUGAAAAAAUAAUUUUUCACAGUUUCCUUGUGUUGUGUGAUCUCGCAGAAAUUCAAAUUACUUCUGUAAUCUGUCGUCCUUUUUCCUGGCUUGGGUCACUCAACCUUGAUUCCUGCAGCAAGGAGAAUGCUGGUGUAACGCUCAUGUUCGUGGUGUGUAUGAUCUAUCACUAAUCUUCAGCACGAGAGCCAGGAACAGCGGCAGAAAGUUGCGUGCUGAAGAUGGAUUGGGACCUGGAGAACCAUGCGCUGUGGCGCCCCUUGUUCGUGGACGAAAGUGAGAAGAAGCAUUUGUUUCCCGAUGGAACCAUUGAAACGCUCCAGCCAGCUCUGCGGUAUGAACCACCUAACGUUUCCAGGGCGAAGGUACUAACUUUAUUUACUUCAAACGACGACCUCCAGCUUUUGUUUCAUUCGUAUCGGCGUCAGCCUCACAAGUUUGCAACUAAUAUAAUGUGUUGGUCAUCGUGAUGUGUUUUUUCUUAAAUUUCACACUGUGCUAUCUACACGCACAAACUGUGUAGACGGCACGCGUAAAAGCAUUUUCUGAUGCAGAAUUGUAUGCAAUUUGCAGAAUGUCGAUGUUGUCAUCGCACAUGGCGUGAUGUUGAUUUUUGAUGCUUUCAUCAAAAGGAAACGUGAACCUAGACAGAUUGUUUCUUUGCACAACAGCAUUUGCGAUCAUACUUGAGCCUUAAUCUCUCCACACAGGCGCUUCAAGCCCAAUUGGAAGAUGAUAUCUGGAAACGGUUUCUUCGCGAACGUGCCGGCCGAAACCUGCGGACCCGUAGCAACGCCGCAAUUGCAGGAAAGUGCCGAGAAAUGCUCGAUAUCCAAGAAAUGCAAAUAUGUUCUUGUCUGGGUGUAGUUGAUUGCGAGAAGUGUAGUCAUACUCGUCUGGCAUGAGGACUCUGAGCUCUGUAUUGCGUGGCCGCACCAGUGAGCUCCUCUUGCCUGCCAUGGAAAAACGCAAUCUCUAAUGCGUAAUAAGCAAUUGAAAAGCAUGGCAAAACUUGUCAUGCUUGGCAGUGCAGUAAUACUUACAGUGUGCUCAUUCUCAUUUUUCCCUGACUCGCGUCACAAGUUUCCGGACCCAGACGCAGACAUAUUUGCAAUGCAUACUCGAGACCCUGGAGCAAUUCAAGCAAACGCGGCGGGAGGGUGGCAAUGAGGCACCACCACCGCUGCGAGCUGCCAAUGAAGUACCCGUCAAGAAGCCGGAUGUGGACGCUUUUUUCCUGAUAUGGAGGGGAAGUGAGUGAUGUUCCGGACUGCUGCUUUUCGCAAGAAAAAAUCCAUCUUGUCUCGCGAAUUUAGAUGCACCUACGCGGCUUUUUAUGUGAUACACGACGCAGCUUUUUCUGAUCUCUCAACACGAGCGAAAAUCACUCCUACUCGGCAUCGCAUGGAAUUGAGUGGUUUUUGAUUCCAUUCUGAUGUGCUUUUUGGUUCUGAUAAAGAACAGCUGCGUAGGCAUAUAAUCCGCAUGGCAGACUGCGACUUUUCUUGUCUCUACUAGCAGCACAUUAUCCUAAAACCACUCACUUACUUUCCCUCUAUACCUAAAGUUGGAGGAGGAGUUCGGCGGACACCGGGGCAUGCGAGUGUACGGGGUGCCGCUCAACCUCGGGAUGAGCGACUUCGGACAGGUCUGGCAGGCGGUGACGAACACAGACCUCCUGGCGCUCGGCAGCGACGACGCCGAGUUCUCCAUGGCCGUGCGCGUGUUUCCGUACUCGCAGCGCAUCUGCAGCAUUUGGAUCUUCCUGGUCUGCGUCACGCAGUGA
Amoebophrya sp. A120 is the source of this 11549-nucleotide messenger RNA. Lineage: Eukaryota; Dinophyceae; Syndiniales; Amoebophryaceae. The record is from the annotation of a GenBank genome assembly.